This is a messenger RNA of Sebastes umbrosus (honeycomb rockfish), 4391 nucleotides long. RefSeq names its product GTP-binding protein Rhes-like. The record is from RefSeq and is a predicted model, not a curated record. NCBI's taxonomy places the organism in Eukaryota, Metazoa, Chordata, Actinopteri, Perciformes, Sebastidae. The coding region runs from base 3048 to 3674 and encodes 208 amino acids. The transcript has a single exon. Gene Ontology annotation, molecular function: GTPase activity; GTP binding.
AUGAACUAAUGAAAAUCAGACAUUGCUUUUGAAUUGUGGUUCAACAGAAUCAUUUUAAAAAACAACUAAUGAAACCAACAAAUUUUGGUUAUUUCACAUGAGAUAUUAUUUUUAUUUUCUGGUUUUGUCCGUGUACUGGUUUGAAGUGGGCAUGAUUCAGUUGAGAAAAGGUGAUAUCCCUCACCUCCGUGCACCAAUCAGAAAGCAUUUAUAUCAAAAUCUAGUGACAGUUGUGGUGUUGUUUGCUCACGUUGCCAGGCCACUGUCCAUCAAAUCUGAUAAAUCACACUGUCCCAAUGAAGCCGACUAAGAUUUUAAAUUCGCUAAAGACUUGAAACCAUGUUGUCAGGGGUUUAAAGUAUAAAAAGCAAAAAUAUUUAUUUUGCAGAAUGGCCCUUUCCAUACUGAUUAUUAUUAUAAAUAUUUGUAUUAUUACAGUUGACACUUGUAAGCUUCAUUUAAAUGGUGCAGUUCAUAGGGGUUGAGCAAAUGUUAUCUACUAUCGCUCAGUUUAAUGUAUUGCAAUGCAUCAUAUAUUAUUAUUAAUAAUAAUAAUAAUAAUAAUAAUCUGCAAUAUAACGAGUAAAUAUUUGUCAGAUAAAUGCAAAAACUACAAUAUGACCUCUGAGUAGUAGUGGAGUAGAAAUAUAAGGUAGCAUCAAAUGGAAGUACCUAAAUUGUACUAUACUAUACUAUAUAGAGUCACUAUAAUGUAUGUAGUGUAAUUUAACAGAACUAAUUUCUUUAGAAGAGUUGUCAUUUUGGAGCAUUGAGGUGGGAAGAUGCAUUUCUUUACUGAACUGUCGGGAAAAUAUGACUACAACUGUCAUCAGUUCAGAAACGCUGCUUUAAAUUCCACAGCAGUGACUGCUGCCAUUAGUGUUCCUCACACGGUGUGUCAGGCCAGGAGAGUCCGCCGCUAAUAUUCCCACAGAGCUUUGCUCCGCUCCACUGCCCAUCAGGUACAGCAGCCCCCCUUAAAAGUGUGUGCUGGUGGGACGGUGGGAGGGGGAGAUCAUCGUGGUUCCAAGCUGUUGCCUAACCUAACAAGGCAGGGAGAGUCACAGUCUGCGGAGUCUCGGGGGAAAUUUAGGAGGAUCACGAGUCGGGCUCACUCCUCUAGGACAAACUCUGAAAAACUGGAGGAAGGCAGGAUUCGUCCUCAGACAGUUGCAGGUGAUGCAUCACUUCUAAUUGGGCACCAAGGACAGCUGAAGGUGAUUCAGUCAUGCAUUGCCAUGUGUGACUGGACUCAUCUAUAAGCUGCUCUCCCUAGAAUCUGCAUAAAAGGCCACCAGCUUAAGUUCUGCAAAAGUAUUUCUAAUUUAUUCAGAAUUAACACCGCAGGAAGCGAAUCAUAUGGUUUCAGCUCAGGCUUUUCUGACUUCCCUUUUACUACUGGAGGAAUGAGACAACAGACUGAUAGUGGACAAACACUAAACUGCAUGCUGCCCUGCCAGCUCUACAUUCAUAAAGACGUAGGGAGAAAGUCAAACACUAUUUCUUGCUGAUUAUCACAGUAUUGACAUCUACGCUGCUCCAUGCACUGAACUAAAUGACUUUGCUGCUGCAAGAGUCUACACUAAUGGACCAAGAAGGUGGAGCAUAUCACUCGAUGACUUAGAUCUUUGCACCUGCUUCACGUGCGUCAAAGAAUUCAUUUUAAAAUGCUAUUAUUGGUUUAUAAACACAUUUCUGAUCUGCCACUAUGUAUCAGUUUUUAAUGCACCACACAUCUGGAACAAACUCCCAGAAAACUCUUGGUUAUUUUAAAUCAGGAACGUUUUUGUUUUUCACUGCUUUUUAUUAAAUCAAAUAUGGGACUUAGUUCAGUUUAUUCUGUUUUAUUCAAUUUCAGUUUAUUUUUGAUCUUCUAAUUUAUUGUAUUUGUUUUAAAUACUUUUUAAUAUUACCUUGUGUUUAUUUUAUAUAUUUUUUUUAUGCCUUUUUAUGCAAAGCACUUGCCUUGUUGUUGGAAGGUGUUCUGUAAAUAAACUUGCCUAUCUUUGCCUUACUAAAAUUGAUAUACAGUAUAAAACUAAGUGUUGGAAUUGCCUCAUAUUGUGCACAGUGCAUAUAGAAAAAUAAACAUUAUAUUUAAAUGACUAUAAAAAUCUGUGAUGUGUUUUCAAAACAGGAAACUGACCAUCAAAUUAACCCAAAAUGAUUAUAAUAAACCAACAGGUUCGCUGUCUAUUUAAUGGAAUAUCAUCUUUCAUCUCUCCACGACUGUGACGAGAGCAUUAUGCACAGUUUCAUGACCCAUACUUUGUAGGUGGACUACAGUUUAAUAAUUGGUUGCAGAACAAACAUAUUCAUACAAAGGGAUGUCAGAGCUUGAAUUAGCAGAAUAUAUGACACAUCUUCUAGUUUAACAAAGGUUUAUGUAUUUAUGGGAUGAUCCUGUCUAAUAAAGAGGAACCUCAGAGUUAAUUAAUCAACCACAACAGCAGGAUGGAUUUGACUCUUUAACUACUGGACUAUUUGCUCUUUUGAAAGAUAAUCUAAAUAGAACCGUUCAUUUAAAAAGGUUUUCUGAUAUUUGUCUCCAUAUAUGUCUUUGUUUCUUCAUGAUUUCCACGCUCUGCUUGCCGUUUACUCACUUUCACAUAAUCACCUCCUGAAUUGUCUGUGUACACUGAUUUACAUACUCUGUCAUCAUUGGUUGCCUGGAUGUUACACUUCAACAGGCUGCCUUCUGCUGAUUGGCUGCAAGCUGCAGGAGGGCAUGGAAGCUCUCUCACCAAAACAGGCAUAAAUAGGCAGCUGUGGGAUCAGAAAUACAGAGGAGCAUCCGAUAAGCAACGUUGAGGAGCUUUAUAGACUGUCAGCUUAACAAACCAGGCAGGUGAAACAAAGCAAGAAAAGAAGCUCAAGAAGAAGACUUACAAGAAACUGCUGAAGGGGAGAUUUUCAAGGAACACUAUAUAGAAAGUCAGUGACAGGUGUUGGUUUGCAGUGUCAGUUUUGCAGCAGCUGUAACCACUGAGAGGAAGUGAGUAAACAGAGAAAGUUUUGCCAAAAAGAAAACCUUCCCAAAAAGCAUCAUGUCUCUGGAGGUGAAGGAGAAGACGCAUGUGCGUCUAGUCUUUCUGGGGGCAGCAGGAGUGGGCAAGACAGCCCUGAUCCGACGCUUCCUCCAAGACACAUUUGAGCCCAAACACCGGCGCACAGUGGAGGAGAUGCACAGCAAGGAGUAUGACAUCGGCGGGGUCAAGAUCACAGUAGAGAUCCUGGACACCAGUGGCAGCUACUCCUUCCCGGCCAUGCGCAAGCUCUCCAUCCAAAACAGCGACGCCUUCGCACUGGUGUACGCCUUGGACGACCCCGAGUCACUGGAGGCUGUCAAGACUCUCCGAGAUGAGAUUCUGGAGAUCAAGGAGGACAAGUACACGCCGAUCGUGGUGGUGGGGAACAAGUUGGACCGGGAGCAGGAGCGUCAGGUGUCCAACAAGGACGUGCUGUCGACCGUGGAGAUGGACUGGAACAACAGCUACCUGGAGGCUUCGGCAAAGGAGAACUCCAACGUGGUGGAGGUGUUCAAGGAGCUCCUGCAGCAGGCAAACCUCCCCAGCCGCCUCAGCCCCGCGCUGCGGAGACGCAGGGAGACCUUUCCAAAUGACGCCAACUUCCGGCCGCCCAUGAACAAGACCAACAGCUGUAUUCUGUCGUAAUAACAGACAGGAGAAGUGUUGUUUUGUUUCAUGAAGGGACAAAAAAGUGAGAGCACUCAAAGGAGAAAAGCUUGGACUUCAGUCUAAAGUGGCUGAGAUGAGUGAUUCUGGACCAGCAGAGACACUUCAGGGUUCACAACUGAGAGGAAAAGAAACUGAAGAGGUGUUAAGACUUGACUUGACAGACUCCCAGUGGAAAGAAGGAAGAUGCAUUAAUCACUCAGUUGUUUACUCGAUGUAUGUUGUUGCUGCUUAUUUGGUGACAUGCUGCUGGUGUUUAGAUCAAUGUAUACCUUUUGGAUUUUAAAUGAAAAUGUUCUCUUAUAAAGAUUUGGACCGUUGCUAACAGACUGUUUACUAAUGGAAAGUGUGUAUAUAAUGUUGUUGUACGUGCCAAAGUUGUAUAUGUCACAUUUUAAAUUGUUUUAAUUUAAUAAUUCAGUGUAUGUAGCACAUCAUAAUGUUUACAUUUUUUUGUAUUCAAUUCCAAUUUGCCAUUAAGCAUAUUACUCGUUUAAAAAAAAUGCAAAUGUAAACUGUUGCACUUGUCUUUUUUUAAAUGAUCUUUCAAAAUUAUGUUUUACGGUUGUUUUUUCUAUAAUUUUUUUUUUUUUAUUAUGGCAUAUUCUCACAAAUGUUAUUAUUUUGCUGUUUAUUUCACAAAUGUAAGUGGAAUGUGGAUUUAAAAGUGUAAUAAAAGAUAUAAGCACAAAAAAA